Thermochaetoides thermophila DSM 1495 is the source of this 984-nucleotide messenger RNA. RefSeq lists its product as uncharacterized. Lineage: Eukaryota; Fungi; Ascomycota; Sordariomycetes; Sordariales; Chaetomiaceae. The record is from RefSeq and is a predicted model, not a curated record. The transcript has a single exon. Bases 1 to 984 code for a protein of 327 amino acids.
AUGAAAGUCAACAUCCUCGUCCUCCUUACCGCCGCCCUCCCAACUCUAGCAGCCAACAAAACCACCAUAUUUACUCUCCCAGGCCCCAUCAAACCCGCCUCAUGGUUUGAGAACCUCACGGUUCGUCCCAACGGCAAGAUCCUUGCUACGCGCGGCGACGCCCCUGAGAUCUGGCAGAUCGACCCGGCCAAUUCGGGCUCAGGCUCCCUACUUGUUACCGUACCGGAGGCAUACAAUUUGACAGGGAUCGCGCAGGUUAAGCCGAGGAGACGCGGUAAUGGAGGCCACAGUAACCAGCAGCACGAGGAGGAGGUUUAUGUAUUUGGCAGCUCUCACAUCCCCGCGCCGUUUCAGGUCGCGCCUGGGAGCGCGAAGGUCUGGUUAUUAAAUAUUUCCGCGUCUGGGACGCCGACUGUGUCACUGCUUGCGGCGAUGCCGCAGGCGGGGUUUAUUAAUGGCAUUGCUGCUUGGGAUGCGGGGAGGGUUCUGCUGAGCGACACGGAAGCCGAGGCGGUCUACCUCAUGAACGUCGACACCGGCUCCUAUUCGACUGCGAUCACGGGCUUGGCAGGUAUAAACGGUAUUCAGACGCGAAAGGGUUCGUUUGGCGAAGGGCAUGCUGGACAUCGGUAUAUCUACAGGGCAGAUCACCUCCAAGGCCGGCUCACCCGCAUUCCUGUUACUUCCAACGCUGUUGCUCUCGGACCAGAGGAGGUUCUUGCUUCAGGGACGAGCAUCGAUGACUUUGCGAUUAAGGUUAACGGCAACGGUAAGGGAAAGGCGUAUAUUGCAGCGAUGUAUGACAAUAAGAUACUGGAGGUUGAUGUCCCAUCCGUUGUUGGACCAACUGGAGAGGCUAUGACGCCGACAGUAUUGGCUGAUGAUUUGUCUGGGACUGGGACGGGGCUGGUGACGGUGGUUGCGUUUGGGAGGAGGGCCGUUGAUGGGAUGUGCUGUAUGCGGCGGUUGGGCAGGGAGGGGUGA